AACAAACUUUUUGUUUUGUUGGCAAAGCCAAAUAUGGAGAAGGCGAAGAAGUCGCUGGAGCUAAUAAGCGAGGAGGAGUCCAACCUCGUGACGCGACUCGCCGUUCCAGCUCACCGAGUCGGCUCCGGGUUCAGCUUCUACGAGGAUUUCGCUCUCAAAGGAAUACGGGUCGACCGGGUUGAACCCGGACUCGUCGUCUGUAGCUUCAAGGUUCCUCCCCGCCUCACCGAUAGAAGUGGCAAGUUGGCAAAUGGUGCAAUUGCAAAUCUUGUGGAUGAAGUUGGUGGUGCUGUAGUUCAUGUUGAGGGAUUGCCUAUGAGUGUUUCAGUUGACAUGUCCAUUUCUUUUAUGUCCACCGCCAAACUUAAUGAUGAUUUAGAGAUCAGCUCAAAGGUCUUGGGAAAAAGAGGAGGUUAUUCUGGAACGUUAGUGCUUAUGAGAAAUAAAGCAACUGGGGAGGUUAUUGCAGAAGGUCGGCAUUCCUUGUUCGGUAGACAUCCUAGCAAACUCUAAGUCAUUUUCACUUUUUGACUUGUAAAUAUAAACUAUACCUAGAGGGAACUCCUGGAUGAAUAGGUCGGAUCUCAUCUUGUAGUAUUUUACUGUUCCUUGAUGAACUAAAUUUUCAGAAUCUUUGGCAAUAAAAGUCUAGUAAAACAAUGUAUAUCUGCUCUACUUUCUUGCCCCAGUAUUGUAUAUUUCCUGCCUCUUAAGUUCUCCUCAAUCUUCAAUGCUUAUUUC
Molecule: messenger RNA, 741 nt
Organism: Fragaria vesca subsp. vesca
Lineage: Eukaryota; Viridiplantae; Streptophyta; Magnoliopsida; Rosales; Rosaceae
Product: acyl-coenzyme A thioesterase 13-like
Exons: 3
Coding region: 34-513 (159 amino acids)
Molecular function (GO): fatty acyl-CoA hydrolase activity
Source: RefSeq, a predicted model, not a curated record